CUCAAAGUCCAUCCGGUGGGUGAGCAGGUGAAACCCUUCCUCCGACCUGCUGCGUGGGAAUUGGCUUCCUGGGCAGGAGAGAUGACUCCAGCCUGGAGACAUUUGCCAAGAGCUUUGCGCCUGGAGACUUCCUCACCCUGGACCCCCAAGACAUGCCCUUCCCUGAGCCUAGGUGCUUUCUGGAGAUCUGUAACCAAGCUCGGUCUUCAUACGAAACCCAGAAUGCCUCCAUGUGACUUCACGCCUGAGAGGUACCAGUCCAUGCCCUACAGCCGCGUCCUGGAGGUCUACAGGGAGCACCUCUCCCCCGAGCUGGUGUACUUCCCGGAGCCUCUGCUGCUCCACCAGGGCCACAUGCAGUGGCUCUUCGACCACGAGGGAAACAGAUACCUGGACUUCUUCUCGGGGAUCGUCACCGUCAGUGUCGGCCACUGCCACCCGAAGGUGAACGCAGUGGCACAGAAGCAGCUGGGCCGCCUGUGGCACACAAGCGCCCUCUUCUUCCACCCACCCAUCCAUGAAUAUGCUGAGAAGCUUUCGGCACUUCUCCCAGACCCUCUAAAGGUCAUUUUCUUGGUGAACAGUGGCUCAGAAGCCAACGACCUAGCCAUGCUGAUGGCCAGAGCACACUCAAAGAACACAGACAUCAUUUCAUUCAGAGGAGCCUACCACGGAUGCAGUCCUUACACAAUCGGCUUGUCAAACGUAGGGCAAUUCAAGAUGACACUCCCUGGCGCAGUGGGCUGCCAAUCAACAAUGUGCCCAGAUGUUUUCCGUGGUCCUUGGGGAGGAAGCCACUGUCGAGACUCUCCAGUGCAAACGAUUAGGAAAUGCAGCUGUGCACCAGACUGCUGCCACGCUGAAGACCAGUAUAUCGAGCAGUUCAAAGAUACUCUCAGCACUUGUGUGGGCAAGUCAAUUGCUGGAUUUUUUGCAGAACCAAUCCAAGGGGUGAACGGGUUCGUCCAGUACCCGAAGGGGUUUCUGAAGGAGGCCUUCCAGCUGGUGCGGGAGCGAGGAGGCGUGUGCAUCGCGGACGAAGUGCAGACGGGAUUUGGAAGGUUGGGCUCUCACUUCUGGGGCUUCCAAACCCACGGCGUCCUGCCAGACAUCGUCACCAUGGCCAAAGGGAUUGGGAAUGGCUUUCCCAUGGCAGCAGUUGUGACAACGCCAGAGAUUGCCAAGUCUUUGGCUAAAUGCGUCCUGCACUUCAACACCUUCGGAGGGAACCCCAUGGCCUGUGCCAUCGGAUCGGCCGUGCUUGAGGUGAUUAAAGAAGAAAAGCUGCAGGAAAACAGUCAAGAGGUUGGCACCUACCUGCUGCUGAAGUUGGCUAAGCUGCAGGAUGAAUUUGAAAUUAUCGGAGACGUCCGAGGCAAAGGCCUCAUGAUAGGAAUAGAAAUGGUGAAGGAUAAGUGUGCGUCUCUCAAAGCCUCCUUUGUCUCUACAGCUGCCCCUGCAGCCCCUGUGACCAAAGACGUUCCUCAGGCCUCGAUUUGUCCUGGUAAAACGUCAAGCCCUCCCACAGGCUGCACGACGACAUCUCAGACGAGCCGCCAGCCCCUUCCCCGGGAGGAAGUGAGCCAGAUCCACGAGGACUGCAGGCAGAUGGGCCUGAUCGUCGGCCGAGGCGGCCUCUUCUCCCAGACGUUCCGCAUCGCGCCCUCGCUGUGCAUCACGAAGCCAGAAGCUGAUUUUGCAGUGGACGUAUUUCGCGCUGCGGUCACCCAACACAUGGAAAGAAGAGCUAAAUAAAAUCUAAAACAUAAAAACCCACAAGCCUCAAGAACUUCCCACUGAUGUUCAAUUUGAGGGAUUUCAGAAGCACCGGUAUAAGUUGUAAAAGUUGACUGCCUACCAGCCAGAUUUGUGAACAGAGCCCCUAUUAUGCUGGGAAAUCCUUCAGCAAAGGAUCUCUAUCCCUCGCUCAGAGAAUGAAUCCUUCUUCACUAGGUUAGCUGUGCUCAUUGAAGUCCUCUUUGCAAUGAUUGAUUGGUGCCUGAUACGUGGCCUAUUUGGGGACAAUGAAACCUGAAAGGCGAUGUUUGGUGCAGGUGCCUUCGGGGGAAGGUUUCUUUAUCCUUCACUCUUCAUCACUCUUUAUCAUUUAUUGUGAUGCGACUCGCAAACCAUAUCAGCCACUUUGGGGCCAUGAGACCAAAGCUUAUGUGCUGAGUUUGGCAGGUGUUGGGAAGCUGAGUCCUUAGCGAUGUCAGUGAGCCACUAACUUACCCAAUCUAGACCAACCUUACCUUGAGGCUUCUUGUUAUAUGAGAUGAUAAAUUCACGCUAUUGCACAAGC
Myotis myotis is the source of this 2302-nucleotide messenger RNA. RefSeq names its product alanine--glyoxylate aminotransferase 2 (gene AGXT2). Gene Ontology annotation, biological process: glyoxylate catabolic process. The coding region runs from base 82 to 1755 and encodes 557 amino acids. NCBI's taxonomy places the organism in Eukaryota, Metazoa, Chordata, Mammalia, Chiroptera, Vespertilionidae. Gene Ontology annotation, cellular component: mitochondrion. The transcript is spliced from 16 exons. The record is from RefSeq and is a predicted model, not a curated record. Gene Ontology annotation, molecular function: pyridoxal phosphate binding; L-alanine:glyoxylate transaminase activity.